This is a messenger RNA of Vombatus ursinus (common wombat), 1650 nucleotides long. It is a transcript of the gene EIF2B1, whose product is annotated as eukaryotic translation initiation factor 2B subunit alpha. NCBI's taxonomy places the organism in Eukaryota, Metazoa, Chordata, Mammalia, Diprotodontia, Vombatidae. Gene Ontology annotation, cellular component: eukaryotic translation initiation factor 2B complex. Gene Ontology annotation, biological process: translational initiation. Gene Ontology annotation, molecular function: guanyl-nucleotide exchange factor activity; translation initiation factor activity. The record is from RefSeq and is a predicted model, not a curated record. Bases 106 to 1023 code for a protein of 305 amino acids. The transcript has 9 exons.
UCGGGUUGGGCUGUCAGUGUCGGCGGCCGCUCGUCCCUGCAGAGGUGGGUAGAGGCGCGGACGGCACCCGGGCCGCGUCGUGCUUCUUGCUGUCGCCGAGGCACCAUGGACGACGAGGAUUUGAUCAAGUACUUUAAUUCCCAAAUGAAAGAAGACCCUGAUGUAGCUUCUGCUGUAGCUGCCAUCCGAACCUUACUUGAGUUCUUAAAGAGAGACAAAGGGGAGACAAUUCAGGGUUUGAGAGCAAACCUGAAAAAUGCCAUUCAAAUCCUGUGUAGCGUGGAUUCUUCAGUGGCCGUCUCCUCAGGUGGAGAACUCUUCCUUCGAUUCAUCAGUCUCACCUCCCUGGAGUACUCAGAUUACUUAAAAUGUAAGACAAUCAUGAUUGAGCGAGGAGAGCUCUUUCUCAGGAGGAUCUCACUUUCCAGAAGUAAAAUUGCCGACCUGUGCCAUACUUUCAUCAAAGAUGGAGCUAGGAUCUUGACUCACGCCUACUCACGAGUGGUGCUCAGAGUCCUGGAGAAAGCAGCCGCGGCGAAGAAACGCUUCAGCGUGUACAUCACUGAGUCCCAGCCUGACUUAUCCGGGAAGAAAAUGGCAAGAGCUCUCAGCAGUUUGAAUGUGCCAGUCACUGUGAUUUUAGAUGCUGCUGUUGGCUACAUCAUGGAGAAAGUGGAUCUCGUGAUAGUGGGUGCAGAAGGAGUUGUUGAAAAUGGCGGCAUUAUUAACAAGAUUGGCACCAACCAGGCAGCCGUGUGUGCCAAGGCACAGAACAAGCCCUUCUAUGUAGUGGCAGAAAGUUUCAAGUUUGUCCGACUCUUUCCUCUGAAUCAGCAAGAUGUACCAGAUAAGUUUAAGUACAAAGCAGCAACACUAAAGUCUGUUGGAACCGGACAAGAUCUCAAAGAGGAACACCCCUGGAUUGACUACACCCCACCUUCCUUAAUCACAUUAUUGUUCACAGACCUUGGGGUGCUGACGCCCUCAGCAGUCAGCGAUGAACUCAUCAAGCUUUACCUCUAGCUCCCGGCCCUCUUUGACCAUCAAGUUUACCAAAAGCACAGGGUGAUGACCCAGGACAAAGUGGAGUAAAUAAAACUUCCAAGGUUUACGGACUGUUUCAAUCCAACAAGCAUCCCGUGUACUGUAUGCUUUUCUGCAUAAGACACACAGUGUACAGCUAUCCCUUCCACAUCGAAACUUUCCCCAUCAAGGUUUUGACAGCAGAUUGGCGUAAGAAAUUAAAUAGGAAUUUUUGAGUUUUGUGGAAGCUGCAGACGACACAGGUUUUACAGUAAGGUACUGUACUGUACUGUAAAGUAGUGUAAAAAGACAGAAUUCAGACUUCUCUGGUAUGAAGGGAGAGCCAAAAAUUUUACUUGGCUUUUUGAGAUCACUGAGGUACCGCACCCCUAACCCCUACAGUGUGGAAGGGAUAGCUGUAUUAUGAUAAUGAUUCUGAAGGCACAUGGUCUUAUCUAAACCAAGACCAUCAUUAUGAAAUUCAGGGCUGAAUCUAUACUGUGUCUAUACCCUAGAAAUACAAUUUUUAAUAAAAGUUUAAAUAUGUAUAGGCAAAUCCUCAGGUACCUACUUCUGCUUAUUCAAGGCCUAUCUAAAUUAAACUUGUACUUUCCCUUCACUCUCAAA